This is a messenger RNA of Sphaeramia orbicularis (orbiculate cardinalfish), 1708 nucleotides long. It is a transcript of the gene ctbs, whose product is annotated as chitobiase, di-N-acetyl-. The transcript is spliced from 7 exons. The record is from RefSeq and is a predicted model, not a curated record. Gene Ontology annotation, biological process: oligosaccharide catabolic process. The coding region runs from base 62 to 1186 and encodes 374 amino acids. Gene Ontology annotation, molecular function: chitin binding; hydrolase activity, hydrolyzing O-glycosyl compounds. NCBI's taxonomy places the organism in Eukaryota, Metazoa, Chordata, Actinopteri, Kurtiformes, Apogonidae.
GACCACAAGAGUAACGUGACUUGUUGACAAAACAAAGUUCACUGGUCUCAUACUUUUACAAAUGGCUGGGUUUUAUUUCGUCCGACCAUCGUCUCUAUGCAGAAUGCAGUGGUUUGUCUGCUUUUUGCCGUCGGUGUUGCUGGUCUGCGGGGCCAGUCUGUGUCCGUGUGAGAGACCGGAGCUCUGUCAGCAGAUCCGACCGCACAGGGACUUCGAGGUGUUUGUGUUUGAUGUGGGUGGGAAAAUGUGGAAGUCCUACGACUGGAGCAUCGUGACGACUGUGGCAACCUUUGGAAAAUAUGACGCUGAACUUAUGUGUUUUGCUCACUCUAAGGGAGCACGGGUGGUCCUCAAAGGUGACGUUCCACUGACCCACAUUGUGGACCGAGACAACAGAACAGCUUGGAUCAUGGAGAAAGUCAACUUGGCUAAGAGUCAGUUUAUGGAUGGAAUCAACUUAGACAUCGAGCAGGCAGUGGAUGAGGGUUCACCAGAGUACCAGGCUUUGACAGAACUAGUCAAAGAGACCACUGAGGCCUUCCACAGGGAGAUCCCAGGGUCUCAGGUGUCAUUUGAUGUUGCCUGGUCACCAAAAUGUAUUGACAAGCGCUGCUACGACUAUGUAUCCAUUGCUAACUCGUGUGACCUGCUCUUUGUGAUGUCCUACGAUGAACAGAGCCAGAUACUGGGAGAUUGUAUUGCAAUGGCAAAUGCCCCAAUUAAUCAAACACUGAAUGCUUAUGAGCAGUAUUUGAACCUAAAGAUUGAUCCAAAGAAGUUAGUGAUGGGAGUACCGUGGUAUGGCUAUGAUUACCCAUGUCUCAACCUGUCCCAGGAGGGAAUAUGCUCCAUAACCAAAGUUCCUUUCCGUGGAGCUCCUUGUAGUGAUGCUGCAGGGAAACAGAAGGCAUACAGCUGGAUUAUGAAGCAGGUCAACAGCUCACUGACUGGCAGACUCUGGGACAGCAAGCAGCAGGCCCCUUACUUCAAUUACGAGGAUAAAAAUGGACAGAUUCAUCAGGUCUGGUUCGAUGACCCAGAGAGCAUUUGUUCCAAAGCAAAUGCGGUGAAGUCUAAAGGUUUGAGGGGUAUCGGCAUGUGGAAUGGCAACAUCUUGGACUACAGUGAUGAGCCAGUUGCUCGGCAGCAGACUGCAGCGAUGUGGAACGCCCUGUUGGGAUGCUAGCUGGAAGACCCAUACACUGCUGCAGCAAUAACACCAUCAGUGUACAGUGUCAGUGUUACUGAAGCAGUAACAAGGAGUGAACUGACACAUACUUGCACUUCACAGUUUAUUGUUGUCUUCAUGUGUCACACAUUCCACUGUGUAAUCUUGACUCGCAAAUGUUUGAAAUACUGAAACGCUGGACCUCAUGCAAGAACAUUUCUAUAUAAGCAUUUGAUCUGACCGUUUUCUUCCUUUUUUAGGCAUGAAGGGCGCAUAUGAGUGGCCACAUCAGAUUUGGCAAAUCCCCCUAACUUCAAAAAACAAUGUAAAUGACCUGCAUAAACAUGACACCUGUGCCCUAGCUGUGUCAGACAAAAUGUAGAGAAAAGAUGAAGCGUAUAAGGUUUUCAAUUACAAUAUACAGUCAUUAGUGGAAAAAUUUUGUAAAAUACAGCAAACUAAUUACACAUAAUUCCUACAAGAGGUCUGAACUUUUCAACUGGGUUUGUACCUCAAAGAAAGUUAAAAAUACAAAAAAAA